CCCCGCACGGAGAGCACCGGCAUUAGGGAUCCACCUCCCUCCCACCAUCCACCCUGCCUCCCUCCCAUCCCUCCCAUCCAUCCUCCAUCCCUCCCAUCCCUCCCGGCGCUCCAUGCCCGGCUCCGCGCGGAGCCGCGCUCGGCCCGGCCGGGACCGGCAUGUCCGAGCGGGGUGAGGCGGGCAGCUGCCCCCGCCGGGGCCGAGCCGGAGCCGGAGCCGGGCGCUGCAGAGCCGGGCUCGCCCCGGCAGCGAGCGGGGAUGGAGCCGAGAGAGCCUCGGGGGGCGAGAGGGAGCGCCUGGCUCGGGCUGAGCCGCGUCCCUGAACCCUCGGGCUGAUCCCGGGAUUCUGGGCUGCUCCCGGAAUCCUCGGGCUGCUCCCGGAAUCCUUGGGCUGCUCCCUGAAUCCUUAGGCUGCUCCCUGAAUCCUUAGGCUGCUCCUGGAAUUUUGGGCUGAAUCUGGAAUUCUGGGCUGCUCCCGGAAUCCUUGGGCUGCUCCCUGAAGCCUUAGGCUGCUCCCGGAAUUUUGGGCUGAUCCUGGAAUUCUGGGCUGCUCCCGGAAUCUUUGGGCUGCUUCUGGAAUUUUGGCUGCUCCCGGAAUUUUGGGUUUCUCCCGCAACCCUUGGGCUGCUCCCGGAAUCUUGGCUGCUCCCGGAAUCCUUGCACUGAUCCUGGAAUUUUGGGCUUCUCUGGGAAUCCUUGGGCUGCUCCUGGAAUUUUGGCUGCUCCUGGAAAUUUGCCUGCUCCCAGAAUUUUGGGUUUCUCCUGGAAUCUUGGCGUUCCUGGCUGCGAGGAGGGUCAGAGGCUGCUGUGUCCUGGAGGAGCCGCUGGACAGCGGAGGGAGCUCCGUGUGCCCGGAGCCAGGCUGGCCUGGAUCUGAGAGGACAUCCCAGAGGAUCUGAGAGAUUGUUCCAGAGGAUCUGAGAGAUUGUUCCAGAGGAUCUGAGAGGUUAUCCUGGAGGAUCUGAGAGGUUAUCACAGAGGAUCUGAGAGGUUGUUCCAGAGGAUCUGCAAGGAUAUCCUGGAGGAUUCUUGAAGAUAUCCCGGAGGAUCUCAGCAGUUAUCCCCAAGGAUCUCACAGGAUAUCCCAGAGGAUCUGAGAGAUUAUCCCAGAGGAUCUGAGAGGUUGUUCCAGAGGAUCUGAGAGGAUAUCCUUGAGGAUCCCUGAAGAUAUCCCAGAGGAUCUCACAGGAUAUCCCAGAGGACAGCGAUAUUCCCAAGCCUGGCAGUGCUCCUGUGUCCUUGUCCUGGUGGGCUCAGCCACGGAUUCGGAGCCCUCGGCGCUGAGAUUCUGGUUUGCUUUCUGGGGAUUUUGGUUUGCUUUCUGGGGAUUUCGGUUUGCUUUCUGGGGGCACCCGUGGACUGACACCUCAGGCGCUGGCUGAGUGUCCCUGUGCCUCGGGAGCGGGCUGGAGCUGUCCCCAAGCUGUCCCCAAGGCCACGCCUCUGCCAUGGCAUCGCCGGGCGCGGAAUCCUGAAGGUGCCCCCAUCCCGCUGCCAGCCGAGAUGGGAACCUCUGGGAAAACCUAGGCUGCCAAAAAACCACCCGGGCACAGAGGAGAGGCAUCCACGUGAGCCGGGGGGUGACAGCCCAGCAUGACAGCGUGCCAGCACCCCAUGGCGCCGGGAGCCCUGGAGCGGGACCGGCUGUACCAGCACAAGGUGUCCCUGGUGGUGCGCUACUUCAUGAUCCCCUGCAACAUCUGCCUCAUCCUGCUGGCCACCUCCACGCUGGGAUUCGCCGUGCUGCUCUUCCUCAAUAACUACAAACCCAACAGUUACUUCACACAGACGCCGACGCCGCCGCGGGAUGGGUGCCGGGGCAUGCUCUGUGGCUUCGGGGCCGUGUGCGAGCGCAGCCCCUCGGAGCCGGGCCAGGCCUCGUGCGUGUGCAGGAAGGGUCCCUGUGCCCCCGUGGUGGCCCCGGUGUGCGGCUCCGACCACUCCACCUACAGCAACGAGUGCGAGCUGGACCGGGCGCAGUGCAACCAGCAGAGGAGGAUCAAGGUGGUCAGCAAGGGACCCUGCGGCUCCAAGGACCCCUGCGCGGAGGUGACCUGCAGCUUUGGCAGCACGUGUGUCCCCUCCCCUGACGGCCAGGUGGCCAAGUGCGUGUGCCCCUCGUCGUGCAGCGGCGUCCCCGAGAGCCCCGUGUGCGGCAGCGACGGCCGCGACUACCGCAGCCAGUGCCACCUCAACAAGCACGCCUGCGACAAGCAGGAGAACGUCUUCAAGAAGUUCGACGGGCCCUGCGACCCGUGCCAGGCCGUGCCGAGCGAGCCGGGCCGCGUGUGCCGGGUGAACCCGCGGACGCGGCGGGCGGAGCUGCUGCCCCGGCCCGAGGGCUGUCCCCCGGGCAGGGACCCGGCCUGCGGCGACGACGGCGUCACCUACGACAGCGAGUGCGCCAUGGCGCGCGCCGGCGCCAUCCGGGGCAUGGACAUCCAGAAGGUGCGCUCGGGGCAGUGCCAGCCGCAGGACAAGUGCCAGGAGGAGUGCAGGUUCAACGCGGUGUGCCUGAACCGGCGCGGGGCCGCGCGCUGCUCCUGCGAGCGCAUCGCCUGCGACGGCGCCUUCCGGCCCCUGUGCGGCCGCGACGGCCGCACCUACGGCAGCGAGUGCCAGCGGCGCCGCGCCGAGUGCCUGCAGCAGCAGCACAUCCCCGCCCGCCACAGCGGGCCCUGCGACCUGGGCGCGCCCAGCCCCUGCCUGAGCGUGGAGUGCUCCUUCGGGGCCACGUGCGUGGUGAAGAACCAGCAGGCCGUGUGCGAGUGCCAGCAGCAGUGCCAGGGCCGCUACGACCCCGUGUGCGGCACCGACCAGCGCACCUACGGCAACCCCUGCGAGCUGCACGCCAUGGCCUGCCUGCUGCAGAGGGACAUCGGCCUGCGCCACAAGGGGCCCUGCGAGCGCUGCGGGAAGUGCCAGUUCGGUGCCAUCUGCGAGGCGGAGAGCGGGCGCUGCGUGUGCCCCACCGAGUGCGUGCCCUCGGCGCAGCCCGUCUGCGGCACCGACGGCAACACCUACGGCAGCGAGUGCGAGCUGCACGUCCGAGCCUGCACCCAGCAGAAGAACAUCCUGGUGGCUGCCCAGGGCCCCUGCAGGUCAUGUGGCAGCUCGGUGUGCUCCUUUGGUAGCCGCUGUGUGGGUGGGCAGUGCCUGUGCCCGCGCUGCGAGCGCCAGCCCCCGGCCCCCGUGUGCGGCACCGACGGCGUCACCUACGACAGCCCCUGCCAGCUGCAGGUGGCCUCGUGCCAGCUGCAGAAGAGCAUCGAGGUGGCCAGGAUGGGACCCUGUGAGGACGAGUGUGGCUCGGGGGGCUCUGGCUCGGGCGACGGCAGCGAGUGCGAGCAGGAGCGGUGCCGGCAGUUCGGGGGCUGGUGGGACGAGGACGCCGAGGACGAGCCCUGCGUGUGCGACUUCACCUGCGCGGCCGUGCCCCGCGGCCCGGUGUGUGGCUCUGACGGCGUCACCUACGGCAGCGAGUGCGAGCUGAAGAAGACGCGGUGUGAGAAACGCCAGGAGCUCUUUGUCACCGGCCAGGGAGCCUGCAGGGGCCUGGCCACCAGCCCGCCGCCGCUGCUGGUGGUGCACUGCAGCCAGACCGUCUACGGCUGCUGCCCCGACAACGUCACCCUGGCGCUGGGCGUGGGAGCAGCCGGCUGUCCCAGCACGUGCCAGUGCAACCCGUACGGCUCCUACGGUGGCUCCUGUGACCCGGGCACGGGCCAGUGCUCCUGCAAGCCCGGCGUGGGCGGCCUCAAGUGCGACCGCUGCGAGCCCGGCUUCUGGAACUUCCGCGGCAUCGUCACCGACGGCCGGAGCGGCUGCACGCCGUGCCACUGUGACCCCGUGGGCUCGGUGCGGGAUGACUGCGAGCAGAUGUCGGGGCUGUGCUCCUGCAGGACGGGCAUCACGGGCAUGAAGUGCACCCAGUGCCCCGACGGCAGCACGCUGGGCACCGCGGGCUGCCACAAGGACCCCUCAGCCCCCAGGUCCUGCGAGGAGCUGAGCUGUGACUUCGGGGCCUCGUGCGUGGAGCUGAACGGCUUCGCCCACUGCGAGUGCCCGUCCCCGCUGUGCCCCGAGGCCAACACCACCAAGGUGUGUGGCUCUGAUGGUGUCACCUACGGGGACCAGUGCCAGCUGCGGACCAUCGCCUGCAGGCAGGGCCAGCACAUCACGGUCAAGCACGUGGGGCAGUGCCACGAGUCCAUCACGCUGUCGAGCCCCCCGGUGCCCCCCACGCCGCUGCCCACGCUGCCCCCGGAGCGGCUCCUGCUGCCCGCGCCCCCCGCGCCCCCCGCGCCCACCGCGGCCGCCACCGCCGCGCCAGCGCCGCCCACCGAGCGAGGCCACCCCGCCACCAGGCGUGUGACAACAGCCAGGCCGGCCACCACGGCCUGGGCCACCCCCGGCGUGCACAGGGCCACCGUCCGCCCGCUGGUCACCGUGCCCGUGGUGGUGGCCACCAGCCAGCCGGGCUACGGCGAGUCCGGCAGCGCCGAGGGCAGCGGGGACCAGGACAUGGGCACCAGCGGGGACCAGGAGUCCAGCGGGGCAGGAUCUGCCGGCGAGGAGGAGCUGGCCGAGGCCCAGGUGACAUCCACGCCUGCCAUCGAGAGGGCCACGUGCUACAACAGCGCCCUGGGCUGCUGCGCCGACGGCAAAACCGCCAUGGCCGACAGCGAGGGCAGCAACUGCCCCGCCACCAAGGUGUUCCAAGGAGUGCUGAUCCUGGAGGAGGUGGAGGGCCAGGAGCUGUUCUACACCCCGGAGAUGGCCGACCCCAAAUCCGAGCUCUUCGGGGAGACGGCGCGGAGCAUCGAGAGCGCGCUGGACGAGCUGUUCCGAGGUUCUGAUGUCAGGAAGGAUUUCAGGAGCGUCCGCGUGCGGGACCUGGGCCAGAGCAGCGCCGUCAGGGUCAUCGUGGAGGCCCACUUUGACCCAGCCACGUCCUGCAUGGCUGCUGAUGUCCAGGGGGCUCUGCUGAAGCAGCUCCGAGCUGCCAAGAGAAAAACCAUCCUGGUGAAGCAGCCCCAGCAGGAGCACGUCAAAUUCAUGGAUUUUGACUGGAUCCCCCGGCUCUUCACCACCACCGUCACCACCACCACGGCCACCACCAUGGCACCGGGCACCACCCGCAGGGUGCCCGCGCCCACCGCGGCCCCGGGGCAGCAGGGCGAGCCCGGGGGCAGCCCCGGCCCCGUGCUGGGCACCCCCAGGAGCCCUGGCAGCACCCCCAGGAGCCCUGGCACCACCAGGAGCCCUGGCACCACCAGGAACCCCGGCAGCAGCAGCAGCAGCAGCAGGAGGAAGCCCACCCCGCUGCCCCCUGGCACCGCGCCCGCCCCGCGGCCCUGCCAGUCCCAGCCCUGCCUGCACGGUGGCACCUGCCAGGACGAGGGGCACAACUUCAGCUGCAGCUGCCCCGCGGGCAGAGGAGGGGCUGUGUGUGAGAAAUCCUCCAGCCCGUGGGUGCCGGCGUUCGGGGGCCGCUCGCUGCUGGCGCUGCGCACGCUGCGCGCGUACCACACGCUGCGCAUCGCGCUGGAGUUCCGCGCGCUGGAGCCCAGCGGGCUGCUGCUCUACAACGCGCAGCGCCACGGCAAGGACUUCAUCGCGCUGGCGCUGCGGGGCGGCUUCGUGCAGCUCAGGUUUGACACGGGCUCUGGCACGGGCACCGUCACCAGCCGCGUGCGGGUGGCGCCGGGGCGCUGGCACCGGCUGGUGGUGACGCGGAACCGGCGCACGGGCACGCUGGCCGUGGACGGGGAGCCCCCCGUGAGCGGGCACAGCCCCCCGGGCACCGACGGGCUCAACCUGGACACCGAGCUCUUCAUCGGGGGCGUGCCCGACGAGCACGCGGCACUGGCGGCCGAGCGCACGGGUGCCAGCGGCGGCCUGCGGGGCUGCGUGCGGGCGCUGGGCAUCAACAACCGCGGGCACGAGCUGCGCCAGGGCGCCGGCGACGUGCUGUACGCCAGCGGCGUGGGCGAGUGCGGCACCGAGCCCUGCCAGCCCGACCCCUGCCACCACGGGGGCACCUGCCACGCCGGGGAGCACGGCAUGUUCCAGUGCCAGUGCCCCGAGGCCUACACGGGCCCCACGUGUGCCUCGGAGCGGAACCCGUGCGAGCCGUCGCCGUGCCACCCCUCUGCCACGUGCCUGGUGCUGCCGCCGGGGGGGGCGCUGUGCGCGUGCCCCGUGGGCCGCGAGGGGACCCUCUGCGAGCGAGUGACGGAGCAGGACCAGUCCGUGCCCUUCCUGCCCGAGUUCAACGGCUUCUCCUACCUGGAGCUCAACGGGCUGCAGAGCUUCGUGCCCGACCUGCAGGACAAGCUGUCCAUGGAGGUGGUGUUCCUGGCCCGGCAGCCCAGCGGGAUGAUCUUCUACAACGGGCAGAGGAGCGAUGGCAAAGGGGACUUCGUGUCGCUGGCACUGCACCGCGGGCACCUGGAGUUCCGCUACGACCUGGGCAAGGGGCCCGCCCUGCUCAGGAGCAGGGAGCCGGUGCCCCUGGACACGUGGGUCAGUGUCCUGCUGGAGCGGAGCGGCCGCAAGGGCGUCCUGAGGGUCAACAACGGCCCCGGGGUGACCGGGGAGUCCCCGAAAUCCCGUAAGGUGCCCCACAUGGUGCUGAACCUCAAGGAGCCCUUCUACGUGGGGGGAGCCCCCGACUUCUCCAAGCUGGCUCGAGCAGCUGCCAUCUCCAGCGGCUUCCACGGAGCUGUGCAGAGGAUCUCCCUGGAGGGCGUGCCCGUGCUGAAGGAGCAGAACAUCCGCAGUGCCAGGGAGGUGUCCCCGUUCCGGGGGCACCCCUGCACCCAGAAGCCCAACCCGUGCCAGCACGGGGGCUCCUGCAGCCCCAGCCUGGGGGGCUACCACUGCUCCUGCCACAGGGGCUUCUCGGGGGAGCACUGCGAGAAGGUGAUCAUCGAGAAGGCGGCGGGGGACGCCGAGGCCGUGGCCUUCGAUGGCCACACGUACCUGGAGUACCACAACGCUGUCACCAAGAGCGAGAAGGCGCUGCAGUCCAACCACUUUGAGCUGAGCAUCAAGACGGAGGCGACGCAGGGGCUGCUGCUGUGGAGCGGGAAGGGGCUGGACAGGGCCGAUUACAUCGCGCUCGCCAUCGUGGACGGCUUCGUGCAGCUCAGCUACGACCUGGGCUCCAAGGCCGUCACGCUGCGCUCCAGCGUGCCCGUCAACACCAACCAGUGGGUGCACAUCCGCGCCUCCCGGGUGCAGAGGGAGGGCUCCCUGCAGGUGGGGAACGAGGCCCCCAUCGCCGGCUCCUCUCCUCUCGGGGCCACCCAGCUGGACACGGACGGGGCGCUGUGGCUGGGGGGUCUGGACAAGCUGAGCGUGCCCCAGCGCCUGCCCAAGGCCUUCAGCACGGGUUUCGUGGGCUGCAUGCGGGACGUGCUCGUGGACCGGCGGGAGCUGCACCUGCUGGAGGACGCCCUGAACCAGCCGCGGAUAUUGCACUGCUCGGCCAAAUAGAGCCCCGGGACCUCCCUCCCUGCCCCCUCCUCCCUCCCUCCUGCCUAUUGCUGUAAUUAUUUUCUAUUUUUGUAAACUUAUUGCUUUUUAUAUUUUUGGGGGGGACAGGGAGGGCAGGAAACCCUUUUUGCUUUCGGGCUCUCGGGGCGGCGAGGCUCGGCCCGAGCAGCAGAACAAAGCUCGACCAGGCCCCGAGAAGAACCAGAACUCUCCCACUGCAGCGUCGAUCUUCUUCAUACUUGAAGCUUCUUUGUUUUUGGGGUUGUUUCCCCCUUUGUUUUCCUGUUUUUUGGGGGGUUUGUUCCCAAAAACAACCCUGUUUUCCUGUGGGGGAAGCGCUGCUGGUGCUGGCGAGGCCUUGGCGGAUUCACGGGGUGGGAAUUCCCGCCCUGCUCCGGGCUCUGGCUCUUCCAAACCUUCUCCUGGCCCCGUGUUCACCUGAAUCCUGCUGCCCCCUGUUCCUCUCACUGUAAUUUAUGUGUGUAAGGAUCUCAAGUGCUUUUCUCCUCCGAGCUCUGCUCGAAUCAGGGAUGCCACGCACUGGAAGGGAGAGCGCCGGGCCCGCGCUUCGCUCCGCGCCCGCCUCGGGACUCUUUGCUGGACUCAGAGGUGCUGGGGAGGCAAAAAUGUGGAUUUUUCCAGCGGUUCUCCUCCUCCUCUUCCUCUUGGACACGUGCAGGAGCAGCUGUGAAACCUCAUUCCCACAUUUCGUGUUCAUCCAGACGUGUCCUGACCCUCCCCAGCCAGCGAGCCUUGGCCUCCCUCAUGCUGGGGAUCACUUGGAGCUCCUCUCCAAGAGCUGGGAAUUCUCUCCCUCUUCCAAAAGGACCAGGAGAUUCCCUUUUCCCUCCUCAGAGAUCUCCUGGAUGUGUCCUUCCACACCCCACAGCGUUCUCCAGCCUCUUUCUCCCAGCCUGGCAAGGCAGAGCUGCCACUGGAGCCUCUCCCACCAAGAGAAUUUGGGAUUUUUCACCUUGGACUUGGAGUUUUUGGGUCUUCCACAUCCUCUGGGUGCUUCCAGCCCAGCAGGAACAGCUCCAGCAGGAGCAGGAGCGAGGCUGGGGGAGUAUUUGGGGCAAUUUGAAGCAUUUUCUUCCAGGAAAGGAAAAUUUUGGGGCCAGUUCUGAUGUUUCUGGGGUUUGGCUGCAGCUCGGGGUCUCCUGGAUGUGAAGAACAGAAGGAAGAAAUCCCAUCUUCCUUUGGGAUUCCUUCUCCAUGGAAGGAUUUCCUGCUGCUUUGUGGCCUCUGUGUCCCUUUCCCACCCUCAGCCUGAAUUUCUCUGUGGAAAAACGACUUUAGGGAAUUCACCUGUGGGAUCCCACCGGGUUCUGGGUGGGAGUUCCUGCCCAAGGUGCCAAAAUUUGGCUUUUUUCCCCUAAAUUUCUACCCCACCUUGCAGGGCACCCUUUGAAAUGGGGGUUUUGGCACCAACUUUUGAGCCAGGAAAGGUCAAAUUUCUUCUCUCAGGGUGAGCUCUGAACAAAGGUGGAACCAAGAGGGAAAACCAAUGGAAAAACCACUUGGAUCUGCUUUGAUUUCAUUUAUUUGAUUUAAAAAAAAAUAAAUAUUCCCAACCUGUGACAUUCCUGUGGAAAAUGCAGGGUUAAACAUUCCACGGGGGCUGUGCCCUGUGUGGGAUGAGGGCUCUGCUGUGCCUGGGGCUUCCGGGGGUGCCAAAAUUCCCAUUUUUUGGGUCAGUGUUGAGAUUCCUGGUGGGAAGUGCUGGGGUGGGGUGGGAGGGAGGGGUCUGGGAAUCCCCCAGUCCAUAUUUUGGGAAUGGCAUUCCCAGCUGGGCUGCUGUUCCAGCUCCAGAGGGAUGGGGAAGCUGCUGAUUUUCAGGAAUGAAAAAACAACAAAAAAACCCCCAAGAAUUGAACAAAAAUAAAUCUUAAAAACUCAUUCUGCUUUGGCUGGGGCUUGGAAAUGCCUUAAACCAGGAUUUGUGUCCUCGUGGGGGAGCAUUUGGAAUUUCCAGCAGCGCAUUCACCUGGGCUUUAUUUUUAACAACAUUUCUACCACAGAACGUGCAAAAAAAAAAAUCAAAAAAACAACAAAAAAAAAGACAUUGAGGUUGGGUGUUUUUUCUGGAUUUUUUUUUUUUGCUUUUUUUUUUUUAAUUUCAACCCCUGAGGUGUCCGUGGAGAGGGUGAAUUCCUGCCUCUGGGAGCUGCUGGCUGGGCUGUGGCGGGCGAUGCGCAGUAGAGGAGCAGCAUGAUGUAACCAUUACUAACUCGUGUCUUUCGUCAAAUCACCCAGAAAUAAAGUUUGGAAACGAUUCAAGAGGUUUUUAA
This is a messenger RNA of Passer domesticus (house sparrow), 9794 nucleotides long. It is a transcript of the gene AGRN, whose product is annotated as agrin. Gene Ontology annotation, biological process: neuromuscular junction development; receptor clustering. Gene Ontology annotation, molecular function: calcium ion binding; protein binding. The record is from RefSeq and is a predicted model, not a curated record. NCBI's taxonomy places the organism in Eukaryota, Metazoa, Chordata, Aves, Passeriformes, Passeridae.